Messenger RNA from Caenorhabditis auriculariae, 219 nucleotides. The record is from the annotation of a GenBank genome assembly. NCBI's taxonomy places the organism in Eukaryota, Metazoa, Nematoda, Chromadorea, Rhabditida, Rhabditidae.
AUGGAGAAGAUUCCGAGCUUCAAGGCCUUUAUGAGCCCCUUCGUUGAGUCUUUCGGUCAGGGUUUAUCCAUGACCUCCCCCAAAAAACAGCGCUUCAUCCUGUCGGGACCAACUCAAUCGAAAAUCAGAGGCGGAAGCGGUCAGCAAGGCGUCAAGUGGCUUGUCGCCAGCUCCCUCUCUUACAGGAGCACUCGAGGGCUUCUUGUGCCUGCCGGCUGA